Rubroshorea leprosula is the source of this 816-nucleotide messenger RNA. The record is from the annotation of a GenBank genome assembly. Lineage: Eukaryota; Viridiplantae; Streptophyta; Magnoliopsida; Malvales; Dipterocarpaceae.
AUUCCAAAAUUUGUUCCUCGCCGCAGAAUUCAUGCACUUCCUGCUCCAAUCGCGUCUUUACGCGAACUCAUCUAUGGAUUUUGUGCAUAAUCUUCAUCCUCCGUAGUGCUAGCUUGUCUCGCCGCCUACUCCGCCGUUCACCAACUCGAAACUCGAAAGCCAGUUGCUGGUUCUAUCUAAUACCGGAAACGAGAAGUCGUUUCGGAAAUUCAUGCCGCCGGACUGUGAGACAGAGGUCUGAAAGCUUAGUCAUUCUUGGUUUCAUUUUGUGCCUAAUCUGAUGGGAUGGGGAAGCAUUUACUAUAGACGUCUAAAAGUAUUCACAAUGUUUGUAGUCAUCUGUCUGGAUUACAGAGCUGUCCGCCAAAGGGUCAAGUGGACAAGCAAAUCUAAGAGGGCUGCUCUAUGGGGAGAGGCUCAUAAGCGCAAUGCCAAGCGUUUUGUCAGUUUGAUGAUUGACUUGAAAGGUGUAUGGGUGAAACUUGGACAGCACUUAUCCACCUGGGAACACAUGCUUCCUAAACAAUAUAUCCCCCUCCUCAGGAAGUUACAAGAUUCCCUUCCUCCUCGUCCACUAAAAGAGGUGGCUCUCUUAAGUUUUAUGUUUAAAGCUCUACUUAGAUUUUCCUUUUUCACCCUAGCUAUGGAAAAAAGAAUGUGAUUGAGUAGUUUAGAUAAUUUUUUCCUUGUGACUAUUGCAAAGUUAUAGAGAUCCUAAGAACUAUGAAUUCUGUAAUGCUGUUGAAUGCCAGACAAAUUGUGUUCUGCCAGCUAAGUUAUGAACAUUUUUAUGUUUAAUGAAUUCUAAUUUGUUUC